AUGGCAAAAGACAUUUACAAGACCUUCAAACGAUCGGUCUCCGGAAUUGUCGGUGGAAAUAAUAUUAAUGGAGAAGGAUCUUCAAGCCCGUCGACGAGUGCACCACAAGUAAAAUAUCGUGGUGGGACCGGAAGAACGUGGAUUCAUCCGCCAGAUUAUCUUAUCAAUGGCCAUGUGGAAUAUGUUGCACGGUUCCUUGGAUGCGUCGAAACUCCAAAAGCAAAUGGAAGUGACGUGGCAAGAGAAGCGAUCCACGCGAUUCGAUUUCAACGCGAUCUGAAACGAUCUGAACAAACGCGGGAGACGGCGAAACUGCAAAAAGUGGAAAUUCGCAUCUCGAUCGACAAUGUGAUCAUUGCGGAUAUUAAGACAAAAGCGCCAAUGUACACUUUUCCAUUGGGAAGAAUAUCGUUUUGUGCUGAUGAUAAAGAUGACAAGCGAAUGUUCUCAUUUAUUGCUCGCGCCGAGGGUGCUAGUGGGAAGCCGUCUUGUUACGCGUUCACAUCAGAAAAGCUAGCUGAAGAUAUCACUCUAACUAUCGGAGAGGCUUUUGAUCUCGCCUACAAGAGAUUCCUUGAUAAAAAUCGAACGUCUUUGGAGAAUCAGAAGCAAAUAUACAUUUUGAAGAAAAAGAUUGUGGAGCUUGAAACCGAGAAUCAAGUGCUCAUUGAGCGAUUAGCAGAAGCUCUACGGGCUAAUAGUAAAGCUGAUUAUGAGAACACGGGUCCCCCAAUCUAUCCAGGAUUAGGUCCUCCAGCACUUCCACUUUCUCCGAUGCCUCAAGGACCUCCACCAAACAUUCCUCCAUCCUCAAUAUAUUCCAUGCCACGUGCCAACGAUCUUCCACCAACUGAAAUGGCUCCAACUCUCCCUCAGAUUUCUACAUCAUCAAAUGGAGCAUCACCAUCCGUGAGCCCGGCAUCCACAUCACCAUCUGGACCAGCUCCAUCAAUUCCUCCACCGAGACCUCCUGCACUGGCUCCUCCGCCACCAGUUGCUCCACGCAGAAACCCCGUUGUUUCACCGAAAAACUCCACGGCGGGAUUGUUGGAUGGAUUGGAGUUGGGGUCAGCUGAGCCGGCAAAAAAAGCUCCUAGUAAUAUUUUCGAUGAUUCGUUUGAUCCCAGAGCUGGAGAAAAAAAGAGCACUGCAGCUGAGUAUAAUCCAUUCGGUGCGGACUUCCUCAGUGGCAUUCAAAAUGGUAAAGAAGCACCACCAUCAGCCUCCGCUGAACUUCUCGCUUCUGAAGCAAUCGCUCGUCUUCCAAAGCCAGAAUCCUCAUCUGUACCACCCAAAAAGACCGCUGCAGAGUAUGAUGCAAUGAUCAAUGAAGUGGAGAAGAAGCUUGCCGCGAUGAGUAGUGGAUCAUUUGAGUUCGGGCAGCUUCAAACCGGGGACCUUGGCGGAAUCGAAGGCGAAAGCGAUUAUGGAACACCAUCGGAUCGUUUGAAUCCGAAAAUGAUGAAUUUGAAGCAAUAAGUUUAUUUCCUUUUUUUUAAAUUUUCCAAUUUUCUACGUUUCACGGUGAUUUUUUUCCAUUGCAUUCUUGUACUAUUCUUGUAUCAUUCUUUUACUAGCAGGGUUUGGCCGAACGGCUUGCCAAAUUUAUUAGCUGAAUGUAUUUAUUUGCACGCUAUCAUUUUUAAAAAUUACUUACUUACUUACAUGUGAAAAAUAAACUGGAAUGUC
This is a messenger RNA of Caenorhabditis elegans, 1689 nucleotides long. RefSeq names its product Cell death protein 6 (gene ced-6). Gene Ontology annotation, biological process: apoptotic cell clearance; vesicle-mediated transport. Gene Ontology annotation, cellular component: cytoplasm. Lineage: Eukaryota; Metazoa; Nematoda; Chromadorea; Rhabditida; Rhabditidae. The record is from RefSeq and is marked reviewed.